UUCAUUCUGUUAAUAUCUGUAUUGUGUGUCAAGGCGCUCAUUAUUAUUAAUUAGACUAAUUAGUUAUCGGUCUGUGAUUUGCUGUUUUUGUCUGAAUACGGUAAGUUGACGAUGAUGAUAAUAAUACUACUAAUAACAAUGUAAUUAAUAGAAUUCUGUGAACUUCUCGGUGUCACGGUAAUUAUUUCGAAGCGGAAACAUAAAAACUUUAGGAAAAUAUAUUUCCUCGUCUUAAAUAAUAACUUCCAAACUGAAAUGUUGGUUUGUUGUUUCUGAAAACCUAUGAUCGACUGUUCACGAACGAAAUGCUGUUAAGCAAAUUCUGGAUGGCAUCAACUCACUACUCUGGUCAUGUUAUGCCCACUAUAUUUUCGUUUUGGCUAGCUCCAUUCCCAUUAGCUUCUAACACCUUCCAACUCAAUCUACUUAUGCAAGCAUGGACAGUAAAUGCAUGACAAUGGUAGUGAUAUAAAAUCUGCAAUGUUGAAUUACUUAUGUUGGUCAACUAUCCAGUUUUAUCUUACUGCUUCUUUUCCUAUUUCAGAAUAUCACAACAUGUUGACAUGAAGGAAAUCUCUACAUUCAGAAGUGUCUUUGAUAUUCUCAUCACCUAAAGGAAAACAGUAUAUUUAUACGGAGCAUUCAUGAAUAAGUCUACCUCUGUAUAUAAAUACAGUCUAUAACAAGGAACAGCGGAAUAUUUUUCUUUCUCUGGAAUGUGGAGGAGGUGAUUGCUUUCCUGGUGAAUUAAAGUUGGAUAAAUUUACAAAGGAGUUGACAAUUUCCAUCUGCUGUUUUAGAUAUCGAGUAAGAUCGUGGAUGGAAGAAAGAUUGCAUUAAAUAAUUCUCUGCAUGAAGUGACACGACGGAACAAAAACAUAUUCAUAGAAAGGAAAAACACAUUAUCUUUGUGAUAUGUAUGAUAAGUAAUUCUCUCAUAAUGAAUAAUUUAAGUAAACCAGAAAUCCCCAACACAGAGGAUAAGGUAUAUAAUUGUAAUAUCUGUGGUAAAUCCUUCCUUCAGUAUCGUUACUUAACUUAUCACCAACGUACACAUACAGGAGAGAAGCCAUAUCACUGUGAUAUCUGUGGUAAAUCAUUCUCUUAUAAUUGUCAUUUGGUUACUCACAAACGCGUUCACACGGGAGAGAGACCCUAUUAUUGUGAUAUCUGUGGUAAAUCAUUCUGUGAACGUACAGUUUUGACGAAACAUAAGAAGAUUCAUACUGGUGAAAAACCAUAUCAGUGUGAUAUCUGUGGUAAAUCAUACUCUCGUAAUAGUCAAUUGGUUAAUCACAAUCGCAUUCAUACAGGAGAGAAACCAUAUCAUUGCGAUAUCUGUGGUAAAUCAUUCUCUCGAAGUAAUCACUUGACUAGCCACAGACUUACACAUACAGGAGAGAAGCCAUAUCAUUGCGAUAUCUGUGGUAAAUCUUUCUCUCAAAGUCAUCAAUUGACUAAUCACAAGCGUACAAACCUGUCAAAGUGACGUUCCUUCAAUACUACCUUCCUCCCUGCCAGUUUUGAGCUAUUUUGUCUUGCAAGGUCCUUGGGGACCAUGUCGGUUUGUAAAAUGGUUGACAUUAGGAAAUGCAUUCUGCUGUAGAAAAGCCAAAUCAGACAAGGGAAACUGGUGCAGCUCAUGGCUUUGUCAGCUCUGGUUGAAGCAUCCAACAUAUGCCUGAAUAGAAAACAAACAUUAAACGAUGUAGGAAGUAUUCUUAGCAAGGUGAAGCGCUUGUCCUUUGACAUGCACAACAGCAACUAACAUUUUUCUCCUCUUAUUCUCCUCCAAAGUAUUGUGAACAAAUAUGCAAAUAUUUGUUGCGUCUGUUAUUUUAUAAUGAAUACAUGCAAUGUGUCAAAUCACUGGCAGAAACUUCAGCACACCAGGCAAAAUUGUUUUUGGUAUUUCGUCUGUCUUUCCAUUCUGUGUUGAAAUUUUGCUGAGGUCGACUUUCACUUCCAUUCUUUAAGGAUUGAUGAAUUAAGUACCAGUUGCCUAAUGCUGUCAACCUAAUCAAUUUCGAAUCUUGUGCCAUGAGUA
Octopus sinensis (East Asian common octopus) is the source of this 2047-nucleotide messenger RNA. RefSeq names its product zinc finger protein 2-like. The record is from RefSeq and is a predicted model, not a curated record. Gene Ontology annotation, biological process: regulation of transcription by RNA polymerase II. The coding region runs from base 920 to 1489 and encodes 189 amino acids. Gene Ontology annotation, cellular component: nucleus. NCBI's taxonomy places the organism in Eukaryota, Metazoa, Mollusca, Cephalopoda, Octopoda, Octopodidae. Gene Ontology annotation, molecular function: DNA-binding transcription activator activity, RNA polymerase II-specific; RNA polymerase II cis-regulatory region sequence-specific DNA binding. The transcript is spliced from 3 exons.